AUGGAUACCUCUGCGCUACUCGGUAGGCUGGAACGAUUGAGCCGGGAAGUUUCUACUCUAAGGGGAGCUCUUGAAACGCAGGCAAGCGUGAGCGAAAACCUCGGGGCGGCUACUGCGGCUCUGGAUCGCCGGAUGACGGUUAUUGAGGAGACCCGUGGAUCCCCUGGCCGGGCUGGUGCUCGCGCCCAUCUCUGCAGAGAGAGAACGCAGGGAUCGGCGGGUCUUGCCCGCCAGUCACCGGGAGAGGCUACGCGUAGGCCUACCCAACCUCUGUCCCCAGCAUGGAAUAUUGUCUUGAAGGAAGGGAAGCGUAAGCCUCAGAAGCCCCUAAAAGUCGCAAUGCAACCGAAACCUGGCGGUAUGCAGACCCGUCUAAAGCGAGAGCACAAAAUGGGGAUAGUUGGUACCGAUGUGCAGCAGCUGUUGGUAGUUAAAAAAGAGCAGCCGGAGUGUAGCUCCAGUGUGGACCAGCAGGAGCCAGAGCCCCCCCCACACAUUAAAGAGGAACAGGAGGAACUGUGGAGCAGUCAGGAGGGAGAGCAGCUUCAAGGGCUGGAGGAGGCUGAUAUCACCAAGUUCCCAUUCACUCCUGUCCCUGUGAAGAGGGAAGAUGAUGAAGAGGAAGCUCAGUCCUCACAGCUUCAUCAAAGACAAACUCAACACAUGGAAACAGAAGCUGAUGGAGAGGACUGUGGAGGACCAGAACCAGCCAGGAACUCACAUCCACAUCCACUUCUACAACCAGAGACUGAGGACCAGACUGGAGACUCUUCUGAUCCUGAGACUGAUGACAGUGCUGAUUGGAAGGAGACCAGAGAACCUCAGUCAGCUUUAAACUCUCUGAAACAUGAUUCAAGACGUAAGAAAACAUUCAGCUGCUCUGAGUGUGAGAAAAUAUUUGGCCAAAGGGCACAUCUGAAGAGACACAUGAUUACUCACACAGGAGAAAAACCUUUUAGAUGCUCAGUCUGCAACAAAUGUUUUACACAACGUGGACAUUUACAAAAACACACGAGAAUCCACACAGGAGAGAAGCCUUUUAGCUGCUCUGAGUGUAAUAAAGCUUUUUCUGAUGGUGGAACCCUGAAGACCCACAUGAUGACUCAUUCUGGAGAAAAAACUUUCAGCUGCUCAGUUUGUAAGAAAACUUUUUUAAUGUCUGGAAUUUUACGGUUACACAUGAGAAUCCACACAGGAGAGAAACCUUUCAGCUGUAGUGUUUGUAAUAGAUCUUUCAGACAUAGUGGAAGUUUACAGUCACACAUGAGAAUCCACACAGGAGAGAAACCUUUUAGCUGCUCAGAGUGUGGUAAAGCUUUCACUGAACAUUUACCUCCAGACAUUCUGGAAGUGAUUAUUGGUGAAGAGGAGCAGCAGGAGUUGGUUGGUAAAGAAGAGCAGGAGCCAGAGCCCCCCCCACACAUUAAAGAGGAACAGGAGGAACUGUGGAGCAGUCAGGAGGGAGAGCAGCUUCAAGGGCUGGAGGAGGCUGAUAUCACCAAGUUUCCAUUCACUCCUGUCUCUGUGAAGAGUGAAGAUGAUGAAGAAUAUGCUCAGUCCUCACAGCUUCAUCAGAGACAAACUCAACACAUGGAAACAGAAGCUGAUGGAGAGGACUGUGGAGGACCAGAACCAGCCAGGAACUCGCAUCCACUUUUACAACCAGAGACUGAAGACCAGACUGGAGACUCUUCUGAUCCUGAGACUGAUGACAGUGCUGAUUGGAAGGAGACCAGAGAACCUCAGUCAGCUUUAAACUCUCUGAAACAUGAUUCAAGAUGUAAGAAACCAUUCAGCUGCUCGGAGUGUGGGAAAAGAUUUGGCCGCAAGUCACAUUUGAAGAUACACAUAAUAUCUCACACAGGAGAAAAACCUUUUAGCUGCUCCGUGUGUAGGAAAUCUUUUACACAGAGUGGAGAUUUACGGAAACACAUGAGAAUCCACACAGGAGAAAAACCUUUCAGCUGCUCAGUUUGUAAUUCAUCUUUCACACAGAGUGGAAGUUUACAGAAACACAUGAUAACCCACACAGGAGAAAAACCUUUCAGCUGCUCAGUUUGUAAGAAAUCUUUCACACAGAGUGGAAAUUUACAGUCACACAUUAGAAUCCACACAGGAGAAAAACCUUUCAGCUGCUCUGAGUGUGGAAAAGCUUUUACUGAAAGUGGACACCUGAAGAACCACAUGAUGACUCAUUCUGGAGAAAAACCUUUCAGCUGCUCAGUCUGUAAGAAAUUAUUUACACACAGUGGAGCUUUAAAGAUGCACAUGAGAACUCACACAGGAGAAAAACCUUUCUGCUGCUCUGAGUGUGAUAAAACUUUCACCGAAAGUGGACACCUGAAGAAACACAUGAGAACUCACACAGGAGAGAAGCCUUUUAGCUGCUCAGUCUGUAAGACAUCUUUUACACAGAGUGGAAAUUUACAAAAACACAUGAGAAUCCACACAGGAGAAAAACCUUUUUAG
This is a messenger RNA of Perca fluviatilis (European perch), 2469 nucleotides long. Its product is annotated as zinc finger protein 271-like. Bases 1 to 2469 code for a protein of 822 amino acids. The transcript is spliced from 6 exons. NCBI's taxonomy places the organism in Eukaryota, Metazoa, Chordata, Actinopteri, Perciformes, Percidae. The record is from RefSeq and is a predicted model, not a curated record. Gene Ontology annotation, cellular component: nucleus.